AAUACCUGCUUUUCUGGUCUCAUCUUCCAAAACAAACUGUUAUUCUCUCCGUCUCUUAUACUUUGCAAGCUCUCCUAAUUCUUCCCCAAACCUUACAAACCCUCUGCAUAGAAACUAAACACUCUCAGCGCCGGCGGCCACAACGGAAGCACAGCUGGGAAGGGAGGCUGAUUGGGUUUUUUUGUUUUGGUCCCAAUGUCGCUCAUGGACGCCACACCUUCAACACCGGGAAAGUUCAAAUCCGAGAAAUCUACACCCUACUCGGCUUACCCGUACUAUCGUAUCCUCCGAUUCCAGUCCUCUCUCUCGAAAUUAACCCUAUGUUCCUCGAUUUUUCUUGCUCUCAUCCUCCUCUUCUUCCUCAUCUCUCCUCUUCCUCCAUCUUCCCAUCACCAUGGCCGCCGCUCCACUGAAAUCUACAGCGGAACUAAGUGGGAAACUAAGGUCCGCAUAUCUGCUCAAACCCACGCACGUGCUGACGGUGGUAGGCCACUAAAAGUUCUUGUCACCGGCGCGGCAGGAUUUGUGGGGUCACAUGUCGCACUGGCACUCAAGGGACGGGGAGAUGGCGUUGUAGGGCUUGAUUCCUUCAACCACUACUACGACCCUGAACUCAAAAGAGCGCGACAGAAGCAUCUGGAAAAAAAUGGGGUUUUUGUGAUUGAAGGAGAUAUAAACGAUGAAAAGCUUCUCAAGACGCUCUUCGAUGCGGUUUAUUUCACUCACGUGAUGCAUUUGGCCGCGCAAGCGGGUGUCCGGUACGCAAUGGAGAAUCCGGGUUCGUAUGUGAAAAGCAACAUUGCUGGGUUUGUGAAUUUGCUGGAGGUGUGUAAGUCUGCGGAUCCCCAACCAGCAAUUGUGUGGGCUUCUUCGAGCUCAGUGUAUGGUACCAAUACUAAGGUGCCCUUCUCAGAGAAGGACCGUACUGACAAUCCCGCGAGUUUAUACGCGGCCACAAAAAAGGCCGGAGAGGCAAUUGCACACACUUAUAAUCAUAUUUAUGGCCUUUCAAUUACAGGGUUGCGAUUUUUUACUGUUUAUGGACCUUGGGGAAGGCCAGAUAUGGCUUAUUUCUUUUUCACUAAAGAUAUUUUGAAGGGAAAGGAGAUAAGCAUCUACAAAACUCCCAAAGGGGAGAGUGUGGCCCGGGACUUCACCUACAUUGAUGAUGUGGUGAAGGGUUGUUUGGCGGCAUUGGAUACGGCAAAGAAGAGUACUGGGAGUAGAGGGAAGAAGAGGGGACCAGCACAGUUGAGGAUUUUCAAUUUGGGGAAUACAACACCAGUGCCAGUUAGUAGGCUUGUAAGCAUAUUGGAGAAGCAUUUGAAGGUGAAGGCUAGGAAGAUGGUGAUGCCAUUGCCAAGUAAUGGGGAUGUGGAGUUCACCCACGCAAAUAUAAGUUUGGCACAGACAGAGCUUGGUUAUAGGCCAACAACGGAUUUGGAGACAGGGAUGAAGAAGUUUGUGCAGUGGUACCUCAAUCAUUACGACCGUUCGAGGAAGAAGAAGAGUUCGUGGUGAAGUAUCUCGUCAUGAUUUGUUAGUGAAAUUUUGAUCUAUUUUUAUGUUGAUUAAUACCUGUUUCAUUGACAUUAAUAUUUGCUCAUUAGCUGUAUGAUACACACGGUACUGUCAUGCAAGGAGGAUUAUGACCUACGAGGAAUUGGUUUAUUCAUUGAUUAGCAUAUUCCUGCAGGACAUAUCCAACUUUCCACAUGUUGCUUCUCUAUUUUAUUUUUAGGAUCUUACCCCUAAUCUAGGUUUUGUACAGUAAGUGGUCGAUGGAUCACAUAGAUUUGUUGAUUGUGACCUCUUUUGCUCAUCAUAAAGCUGUCUCAAUAAAUUAGAUGAUAUUACUUCUA
Molecule: messenger RNA, 1862 nt
Organism: Tripterygium wilfordii
Lineage: Eukaryota; Viridiplantae; Streptophyta; Magnoliopsida; Celastrales; Celastraceae
Product: UDP-glucuronate 4-epimerase 5-like
Exons: 1
Coding region: 196-1521 (441 amino acids)
Source: RefSeq, a predicted model, not a curated record